Messenger RNA from Pyrenophora tritici-repentis Pt-1C-BFP, 2742 nucleotides. The record is from RefSeq and is a predicted model, not a curated record. Lineage: Eukaryota; Fungi; Ascomycota; Dothideomycetes; Pleosporales; Pleosporaceae.
AUGAUCACCAAGGGGCUUCUCGUCCUUGGGUCUGCGAUUCCCGCUCUUGCGGGUUCGCUUGUCGAACGCCAAAGCUCAUCACUCGAAAACUGCCCUGGAUACACCGCCAGCAAUGUACAGAAUGACGGCUCCAAGGUCACUGCGGAUCUCUCUCUCGCAAGCACUGCUUGCAACGUCUAUGGUGAUGAUCUGGCCGAUCUCAAAUUGGAAGUCGAAUACCAAACGGAGGACCGACUUCAUGUCAAGAUCUACGACGCCGCUGAGAAGGUCUUCCAAAUCCAAGAAUCUGUCUGGCCACGUCCUUCUGCCGAUGAGGUCCUUUCUCCUUUGCCAUCACACGCAAGGGAGACCAACGAGACGCUCUUCGAUACUUCGGCUGCGUCACUCGUCUUUGAGACACAGUACUUGCGCAUGAGGACUGCUCUCCCAAAUGCACCGAACCUGUACGGACUUGGUGAAUCUACCGACUCGUUCCAUCUCAACACCACCAACUACACGCGCACUCUCUGGAACCGAGAUGCCUACGGAACAGCCCCUGGAAGCAACCUGUACGGAUCCCACCCAAUCUAUUUCGACCACCGCGGCGAGAACGGAACCCAUGGUGUCUUCUUUGCCAGUUCUCAGGGCAUGGAUAUCAAGAUUGAUGACUCUGAAGGCCAGUUCCUCGAAUACAACACUUUGGGUGGUAUCUUUGACUUUUACUUCCUUGCCGGUCCCAGCCCCAAGGAAGUUGCGAUCCAAUACUCUGCUCUUUCUGGUCUCCCAGCCAUGAUGCCAUACUGGGGUUUCGGUUCCCACCAGUGCAAGUAUGGUUACAGGGAUGUUUGGGAAGUUGCUGAAGUUGUGGCAAACUACUCAAUCGCUGACAUUCCACUCGAGACUAUGUGGACAGAUAUCGAUUACAUGGAUCUCCGUCGCUUGUUCACUCUUGAUCCCGAGCGUUACCCGCUUGAGCUGGUCCGCCAACUAGUAGACUACUUGCACUCCCAUCAACAGCACUACAUCCUGAUGGUCAACUCUGCUGUAUGGAGUGGCGACUAUGAUGGUUUCAACGACGGCGCCAAGCUUGAGGUCUUCCAGAAGCGUGCCAAUGGCUCGUUCUUUGAAGGCGCUGUCUGGCCUGGCCCAACCGUCUUCCCCGAUUGGUUCCACCCUAACACACAGCAAUACUGGGAUGAAAAGUUUGCCGAGUUCUUUGACCCUGCCACCGGCGUUGAUAUUGAUGGCUUGUGGAACGAUAUGAACGAGCCCGCCAACUUCUGCCCAUACCCUUGCGAGGAUCCCGAAGCAUACUCCACCGAGUCCAAGAACCCUCCUGAGCCACCACCAGUUCGCGCCUCGGCAGGACGUCAAAUCCCGGGAUUCCCAGCAGGUUUCCAACCGCAAUCCAACUCCAGCACUUCCAGGCGCUCACUAUACCCUCGAGAGUCCAACACCCGUGAUACUAAACUUUCCAUCUCUAAACGUCAAGCUUCCAACAACACCAACGAUCUCGCCAAGUACCCUGGUCUUCCCGGGCGCGAUCUCAUCAACCCCAAGUAUGAGAUUCAGAACGCUGCCGGAUCCAUCAGCAACAAGACUCUUGAUACCAAUAUCCAGAACUACGAUGGUACUUAUCACUAUGAUACACACAACUUUUGGGGAUCGAUGAUGUCAAUUGCAAGCCGCAAGUCUAUGGUCAAGCGCCGUCCCGAACGUCGUCCAUUGAUCAUUACACGAUCUACUUUUGUUGGACUUGGUGCCCACCUAGGCAAAUGGCUCGGCGACAACGUCUCCGAAUGGGCCCAAUAUCGCUUCUCCAUUGCGGGUAUCCUCAGUUUCAAUGCCAUCUACCAAAUCCCCAUGGUCGGCCCCGAUAUCUGCGGUUUCGCAGGCAACACCACGGAAACCUUGUGCGCACGUUGGGCCACUCUGGGCGCAUUCUACCCCUUCAUGAGGAACCAUGCCGGAGACACAUCCAUUAGCCAGGAAUACUACCGCUGGCCCCUGACUACGGCAGCAGCCAAGAACGCCAUCGCCGUAAGGUACAGGCUUUUGGAUUACUUCUACACGGCCUUCCAUCGCCAGGCCACCACCGGAGUACCCAGUCUAAACCCCCUUUGGUUCCACUACCCCUCAGACCCCGAGACGUUUGCCAUUGACCACCAGUUCUUUUACGGCAACAGCAUCCUCGUAUCGCCUGUGCUGGAAGAAAACAGCACCUCGGUAUCCAUCUACCUGCCGAACGAGACCUUCUACGACUACUGGACUGGCGCGCGUGUCCAAGGAAAGGGCGAAUACAUCAACUUGACCGACGUGGGUUUUGAUUCAAUCCCCCUACAUAUCCGCGGUGGAUCCAUCUUGCCCCUCCGCGCAGAGUCCGCAAACACGACAACUGAGCUCAGGAAGAACGAUUUCGUCCUCUGGAUCGCACCGAACUCUACCAACCAAGCCACUGGCUCUUUGUACCUUGAUGACGGUGAUUCCAUGGAACAACCGGCUACCUCACUCAUCACCUUUUCAUACGAUAACGGCAAGUUCAGCAUGGCUGGUGAAUUUGGUUACAAGACCGAUCUCGUAAUCAAGAACAUGACUGUCCUGGGUGGUGAAAAGACCGUCCAAGGACCCGUCGCUCUGAACGCAAGCUGGGAGCACAACUUCGGAGGCCCCGAGUUUGAGGGAAUGGCACCCCGAAGACAUGUAGGCGUUGGUUUCUUUUGGGGUGCAGCAGUGGGUCUCGCGAGUGUGAUGUUCAACUUGUAG